CUAGAAACCUCAGAAUGUCUUAAAAGUAACCUUAGGAACAAAUGCCAAAAUAAUAUUUCGACAAAUCAAAAAAUUUUCAUCUUUCAAUUUUCCUUUCAUUCUUUCAAAAUUCUUGUGAAAAUAUCGCAUAAAAUAUCUACUGCCGCUUCGCAAUGAGAGAAUGCAUAUCUAUACACGUUGGUCAAGCAGGAGUACAAAUAGGCAAUUCUACCUGGGAAUUGUACUGUUUAGAACAUGGAAUUCAGGUUGAUGGAGUGAUACCAGAUUAUUUAAAGGAAAAUGCUUUCGGAACAUUUUUCCACGAAGUAGAAAGUGGCAAAGUCGUGCCUAGAGCUGUAAUAUUUGAUUUGGAGCCAAGUGUUGUAGAUGAAGUUCGAAUGGGACGAUUCAGAAAACUAUUUUCUCCAAAUCAACUUAUCUCCGGCAAAGAAGAUGCAGCAAAUAAUUAUGCCAGAGGCUAUUAUAGCGUCGGCAAAGAAAUGUUAAAUACAGUGAUGGCCACUGUUAAUAAACUAGCAGAAGCUUGUCAUAGUAUUCAAGGAUUCUUUCUCUUCCAUUCGUUUGGAGGAGGUACCGGAUCUGGAUUCACCUCUCUAUUGAUGGAAAAAUUGACCAAUGACUUUGGGAAAAAAAGCAAAUUGGAGUUUGUUGUGUAUCCUGCUCCCCAGGUUUGUACAGCAGUAGUAGAACCAUACAACGCCGUCCUCACAACCAGUGCAACCCUAAAUCAAGCCGAAUGCGCUUUCAUGGUCGACAACGAAGCGAUUUAUGAUAUUUGCAGGCGCAAACUGAACAUCGACAGGCCUGAUUACAUAAACUUGAACCGACUAAUUAGCCAAGUUGUCUCAUCAAUAACUGCAUCUCUAAGAUUUCAAGGCGCUCUAAACGUAGAUCUGAACGAGUUUCAAACCAAUUUGGUCCCAUUCCCACGCAUACAUUUUCCACUAGCCUCUUACGCGCCUGUAAUUUCAGCGGACAAAGCUUUUCACGAAGGAAUGUGCGUUUCAGAAAUUACAUCAGAACUGUUCGAGCCUCAUAACCAGAUGGUUAAAUGUGAUCCAAGAGAAGGAAAAUACAUGGCCUGUUGUCUUCUUUACCGUGGUGAUGUUGUUCCCAAAGACGUAAACGCAGCUAUCGGCCAAAUGAAGUCGAAGAGUGACGUCAGAUUUGUAGAUUGGUGUCCAACUGGUUUUAAAGUUGGAAUCAACUAUCAACCUCCUACCGUGGUAAAGGGUGGAGAUUUGGCUCAAGUGCAAAGGGCGGUUUGCAUGCUCUCUAACACAACAGCGAUUGCGACUGCAUGGAGCAGACUAGACAAAAAAUUUGACUUGAUGUAUGCGAAACGAGCCUUUGUGCAUUGGUAUGUUGGUGAAGGUAUGGAAGAAGGUGAAUUUGCUGAAGCUAGGGAAAACUUAGCUGCCUUAGAGAAAGAUUAUGAAGAAGUGGCAGAUGAAACUUUUGAAACCGCUUGAAAAAAUUUGACAAUUGGAAAUCUAAAAAGUUUAACGACAAAGAUAUUGAUUUUACAUUAUAUGCAGAGUGUUGUUUCUAAGAAAAAAAUGUAUAUAAGAAUGAUAGAUUUUCGUAAGAAACUAUACUGACAAGUUGCAUCGGAUUUUACAAAAAUGAUCUAAAUUACGAGCUAUCAAUUUGCAAUAUUAGUGAAAUGAAAGCGAUAAUAGAAUUCAAAUUCAAAAAACGAUUUUUGUAAUCAAAUUUACCUUCUACAUGGGUAUUUAAAAAUAUUCACAAAUAGUAAACAACGAAUAUCUUGGGUUUCUGGAAAUGAAACCUUUGAAUUUGGAUAAAUUGUGCAAAUGUGAGUGUUUUGGUACGGAUGUUCGUUUUAAUGUUUUUGGUAAACUAGUAUUUUCUUAAGAAUUUAACAGUCAUCACUAAAAAUAAUUAUUUUUUAUAAAAAAAUCACGCAAGACUUGUCAGAUUGCACAUGACUGUAAAAUCAAGAUUAAUUUUUUUAAUGGAAAUACGAAACUGACAGAUACUAUUAUACAAGUAGUUGCAAAGAAAUUUUCAAUGUACCUACGUCUCUCAUAAAAAUCUCGUUAACCCUUUCACUGCGGGAACCGCCUUUUUUGGAAAUAAAUAGAAAGACUGUUAUUGAUGAUUUAUAUCGAAAAUUUCUUUGCAACUGCUAUUUAUUAUGUCAUUCAAACUCAUGUAACAACGAUCAUGUAACUAAAUAAGGAAACUGAAGCAAUAAAGUUGAAAUUAAAAAUCUGAUGUGUCCA
Molecule: messenger RNA, 2249 nt
Organism: Psylliodes chrysocephalus
Lineage: Eukaryota; Metazoa; Arthropoda; Insecta; Coleoptera; Chrysomelidae
Source: the annotation of a GenBank genome assembly